UAGGUAUAUAAGAACCAGUGAAUUGCGUGUUUUGUUUUCCUUCCCGUCUUUUUUUGGCAUCAGCCUUGGAAGUGAUUUAAUUAAAUAGGAUUUCCAGUGCUCUGCAAUUGAAGCAUUUUGUACAAGUGAUUUAAUUUCUUAGGAUUUCCAGUGCUCUGCAAUUGAAGCAUUUUGUACUCCAAAAUGCACACCCAGGCCCCUCAGUCGUCACACAGGCAAGGUGGCUCGAGGGGGUUCAUCAACAAGCAGCAGAGAAAAUACGUUCCUAAAACGUCUCCGGAAUCGUCAAAUGCGGAUAAAGGCCAUCGAAAUCCUAAUGAGAUCAGAAAUGGGUUAUUGACUAGUUCUCUGAGACAAGAUGGUGAUAAAAGCCACCUGAAUCAUAUGCUCCCCGGGGCCCAGGGUAACAAGAUUGACAGCAAUUCAGGGACUAGUAGUAAACAACGCGAACAGGGUAGGUUUGUGAAGUACUUGCCCCAGGAUGAAGAAGGCGGGAUGGAUCCGGAGGAGACACAGGGAGUUGCUGAUCUUUUGAACCACGAGCUCUCUGUAUUAUUGAAGAUGAAACCAAGGGACUUCUGGAAAGCAGUUGCUAGAGAUGAUUCUCUUGAAGAAUUCUUGGAUAGCUAUCUUCAGUUCAGGAAACGAUGGUAUGACUUAUAUCAUUGUGGCCAGAGUGGGUCAAUGGCUGGUUUGGUUGUUGGUGAUCAGGAGCUAUGCCGACGUGUCUUCAUGGUCUUGUAUCGCAUGUCAUCAAAUCAGGAUCCAGGUGCUCCUGCAAGGGAAAGCCUUAGCUCAAAGGAACACACAGAUCUCUUGCUGGGAAAGAGGUUGCUAGACAUACCAAAACUGAUGGAUAUUGCUGCCAUAUAUGGACAUGAGAAUUCAGAUCUGACACAAUCAUUGGUUCUCAAUGCCCUAAAGUCACAGCCAGGAUUGGCUGACAGGUUAAAAGGUGUGAUUCCUCAGUUUUUGCUUAUAGUUGACACAAUGGAUCAUCGGUGCUCCUCUUCCUUAGAGGUCCUUUCCUCUAAAGAAAAUGAGAUUUCAUCAGUUAGACAACUUCAUGGAGAUCUUUGGGAGGUAUUGGACUUCAUAAAUGAUGCGGUUGUUACUCUUGAUGCCUUUGUGGAAGCUUAUGCUCCUGCUGCACCAAUAUUCAUCUCUUCAGGAGUUUCCAAGGAAGGUAAUCAAGAAUUGCUUCCUAUGCUUGCAUAUAUGCAUGACACACUGCUACCAGUUGUAGAGAAAGGCCUGAAUUUGACAACAGAGAAUACCAUUAAAGAUUCUUCUGACAACUUAGAGCUGGGUCUGCAACCGUGUUUGAAGAUAUUGUGUGCAAGGAUAGUAAGAUUUGCUUGGCAGCUACUAUAUUCUUGUUAUCUCACUCAAACUUUUAGUGACAACAACUCUUAUCAUUCAAGUUCAAUGAUAUUUCCUGCACAAGUUGAGGAUCCAGGAAUAAGGGGUGAAAUUACUGUACAAAUAAUUGGUGAAAUGGUUGCAAGAUCUAAUAGUGUUGAUGGGCUUACUGCCAGUGGAACAUUUCUAUGGAAUCUUGACAGAAGACAUAAACUUAUGAACAAGAUUGAUGAGCUUUGUCAGAAUGGAUGGAUGCACUUGAAUGAAGCACAAUAUGGUUACAUAUCCCAGUUAGCAGGUCACUCUGAGCCCCAAAAGUUGAGAAAGUAUAAAAUAGAUGAAAGAGCCCCUGACAUUUCUAGCUUGUCAUUGAAGGAUAAGGUUAACCUUAUGGAAGAGACUGUCAUUCUUGAAUCAAAAAUCAGUGAAAUUAAGGAUAUUUUUCCUGCUUAUGGAAAUGGGUUCCUUGCUGCUUGUUUGGAUGUUUAUAAUGAUAACCCUGAAGAAGUCAUUCAACACAUUUUAGAGGGGACACUUCAUCCAGAUUUAUUAUCUUUGGAUACCACUCUUCAGGUGAAACCUACUACUAAACAAUCCUCAAACAGAAGUGCCAAAGGAAAAGAAAAGUUGGAUGAAUCUGCAUACUUGUCUCAAGUAAAAUCCAACUUGGAUGGUUCAAACUCAAAGAAUAUAAUUGUUGCUGCUUCUUCUUCAGUUGAAACAAUGAAGUCUUCAUUAUCACCUGAUGCAAAAUUUAGAGCAACUGGACGGUACGUUCGCCGCUCAAAUGAUGAUGUAAAUUCUGCCAGUGUUCUUGAUCAGAAGGACCUAAAAGAUUCCUUUCGCUCUGCUAUACUUGCAACACAAUAUGAGGAUGAAUAUGAUGACUCUUUUGAUGAGUUAGGUACGGGAGUUGCAGAUUCAGGAAUUGAAGAAAUAGAGAGCUUGGGUUAUAGGCUUUCUUUACAGCGAGCUCAAAGAUGGAGAACGGAUUCUACCAUAGAUGAGGCUGGGUCAUCAAGAAAGCUUAAGGAUUCUUUGGAUGACAGCACAAAGAGAGAGAACUCAGUUAAUACUUCUAACAAUAAGCUUAUUUCUGAGGUAUCUAAUUCUGACAUACAAGAUUCUGCACCUUCUGUUCCAAAAAUGGGUCAUGGUUCUUAUAGUAAAGGAAAAUAUAAAGCACAGCAGAAACCACAAUUCUAUGUGAAAGACGGAAAGAAUUAUAGCUACAAAGUGGCAGGAGCAGUUGCUGUAUCUAGUGCAGAAGAGGCAGAAACCCUAAGAAAAGUACAGGAGGAAACAAUUCAUGGCUUGGGACCUGGAGGGAAUGUACCUUUGAAACAAAUAGAAUCUUCAGCUGGCACUGAAAAUGAUCAUAAUAUAACUGGCAACAAAGCAACUCUGGGAGGUGGCCAAAGGGGAAGGGGUGGUUAUGGAAGGGGUGGGGUUCAAGGUGACAAGGCUGCAUGUGUUAGAAAGAACAAUGACAAUCAUCACAGAAAAGAUCGAGCGAUGAAAAAACACUUCUCUGGUCUAGGCGGGUAUUAGCAUCUGAUAAUUUGUGGCAUUUAAUAGUGUGAUUAACUCUGGGUGAUGCGAAGUAUAAUCUUGCAUUAAAAAUUACAAUCCAGCAGUGAGGGAUAGGCUAUACAGUUCAUACACUUCCCAUUGAGAGCAGGUUAAGUCCAGGGUUAUUUCUUACAUUCGUUUUGACUUAUUGAUUUUCAACUCUAGUCCAUAUAGAGCAGCACAAUUAUCAAGAGUUAAAGAGCAAAGCAGAUCAGCUUUACGAUCCUUGCCUGCCUAAUUGCUUCCAUGUGAUCUGUAGAACAUUACAAUCAGUUGUGUACAAAAUAAUCUUGCAGUUUGAAGGGCAGUGGGCAGAAUUUUUGCAAGUGCAGAAGUUAACAUGUAAAUAAAACGGCUGGAAAAUAUUUUCCGUUAAUGAAACUUUCAGGAAAAUAUGCUGGUUCGGUGCUUUUACUAACCUAUCUGCUGGGUUAGUAAUAAUAUCAAUAAGUAAUCCAUAGGUCAAAUAAGCUUAGAUGCUGAAGUCUUCCAAUUUUGAAGUCAUUGUCUGUAUUUUUGAUGGAGAAGAUAAAAGCUUAAUAGAAAAGUUGAGUUUAAAUGUUUUGCUUGUA
Molecule: messenger RNA, 3506 nt
Organism: Cryptomeria japonica (Japanese cedar)
Lineage: Eukaryota; Viridiplantae; Streptophyta; Pinopsida; Cupressales; Cupressaceae
Exons: 9
Coding region: 184-2913 (909 amino acids)
Molecular function (GO): ubiquitin binding
Source: RefSeq, a predicted model, not a curated record